Messenger RNA from Tachysurus fulvidraco (yellow catfish), 2037 nucleotides. RefSeq lists its product as uncharacterized. Lineage: Eukaryota; Metazoa; Chordata; Actinopteri; Siluriformes; Bagridae. The coding region runs from base 87 to 1262 and encodes 391 amino acids. Gene Ontology annotation, biological process: DNA integration. The record is from RefSeq and is a predicted model, not a curated record. Gene Ontology annotation, molecular function: RNA-DNA hybrid ribonuclease activity; RNA stem-loop binding. The transcript has 2 exons.
UGUAGCACAUGCCCUACAGCGCCUUCUUAAUGCACAGGAUGAUUGUAUGGGUGACUCUGAUCAUGAUUGCCUUACUGAAAUAGUCAAUGCCACUAGCAUUCGCCCUGACCUCUCCUCCGUUCCCCUACAGACAGGCAGCUGAACUCUUCGCUCUCACUCGUGCCUGUGUUCUCGCUGAGGACGCUGAUGUCACUAUUUACACUGACUAUCGCUAUACCUUCGGAGUCGCUCAUGAUUUUGGCCGCAUCUGGCAAUCUCGUGGCUUCACUGCAGCUGACGGCAAGCCUAUCUCCCAUGCCUCGUUAGUGCAGGAUUUAAUCACUGCCUGUCAUCUGCCUCUUUCUGUGGCCAUUGUUAAAACUAGGGCGCAUUCCUCUGGUGACACCGAUGAAGUGAGAGGGAACAGUUUCGCUGACCGAAUGGCUAAACAGGCUGCGGCCUCACGCCCACUUCCCCCAAAUCUAUCUCCAGCCAUGGUCUCUGUUAACACCAUGAUCAGUGCUGUUCUACCUGACCUGGAUCUCCCUUCGCUGCAGGCUUCAGCUUCGCCUGCUGACCGCGAAUUUUGGACUAGUCAGGGUGCGACUGAUUCCGAUGUUAUUCUAGAUAACAAGGGCCAUGUCCGUCUACCGCGACAUUGUACUCCUUUUCUCGUCCGCGAGUUUCAUGGCCCCACUCAUCGCGGACGAAGAGGGGUGUUACAGGACUUAUCUGAGGUUUUUUUGUAUUUUCCGCUUACACUCAGACAUGAAUACAAUAUUAGACGGAUGUUUAAUAUGCGCAAAGAACAACAUUUCAACACGCCUGACACUCCCUUUCAAAAAUGGCAGAUCGAUUUCACACACAUGCCUAGACAGGGUCCUUUCAGAUAUCUUUUGAUAAUGGUUGAUAAGUUCUCCAGAUGGGUAGAAGCCUUCCCAUGUAGUAAGGAAAAUGCUAGAGUUGUGGUACAGAAGCUAACUACUGAAAUAAUUCCUAGAUAUGGCAUCCCUGUAGGAAUUGAUUCUGACAACGGAACUCCAUUUACAUCUACAGUCACUCAGCUUCUGUGUAAAGAGUUAAAGGUCAAUUGGCAUUUCCACAUUCCUUACCAUCCACAGUCAUCAGGUAUGGUGGAGCGAGCCAAUCGCACAAUAAAAGACAAAAUUCGUAAAGCAAUGCACACGUCUGGUUCCAAAAAUUGGGUUCAUGCAUUACCCCUUGUGCUAGCAGAUAUGAGAAUGACCGCACAAGUGGCUUUGGAUUACCUGGAUUACCUAUGAGCUCGUAAUGGGGAGACCAUUUCCCCAACCUUGGCGAAGAGGCAAACAGGCAUUGGGAACGGGGGACCUUGAUGUACACCUCAGCGAGUACUCUGCAGGGUUAAUUCAGAAGCUCAACGAGUAUUGGGCGCGGGUAAAUUCAAAAUAACCUCAAAUUCCAAUUGGCAAUACUCACCCUUUUAAGGUGGGAGAUCAUGUCUUGGUUAGAAAUUUGGGGAAAUUAGGCAUGCCUUUGAGUGAGACCCCGUAUAGUGGACCUGCAGAAAUAGUCGCUGUGACUCGCACUGCUGUGUUAACUGAUCUUUUUCCACAGUGGAUCCACGCCUCCCAUCUAAAACUGGGUUGGAAAGAAGAAUCAUAAGUAAAAAGUCUGUCUAAACAGUGUUUGUGUUUCAGAAAUCUGAGGCAACAGCUGAUGACCUUUUCAGGGGUCCCCUCUUCCCAGCAUUUAAUAAAAGGAUCGGCUGACCUACAAAGAGGGGGCCGUCGGUGAGCUCCAGGUGACGACACACAUCUCUCUGCAAAAGGCUGACAUCAUUGAGCGAAACGGCUCAAUGACACUCAGUUUCUCUUUGCUCAUGUACAGGCUUUCUGACCUUCAAUGCUUGGAUGAGAGUUGUGAGGAAGCAGCAUUCUGGCAUAUCCCUAUCUAUGUUGAAAAACAGCCCCCGCCUUAUCUCAUACACAAUAGCUUACUGUAUUUCAUUGCGUAUAUAUUCUGUUCUGUAGCUCAGUUCUUUGAGCAGCUGUUUGGAAUAAACCAGAUCUGAUUUCA